Molecule: messenger RNA, 4368 nt
Organism: Odobenus rosmarus divergens (Pacific walrus)
Lineage: Eukaryota; Metazoa; Chordata; Mammalia; Carnivora; Odobenidae
Gene: MTDH
Product: metadherin
Exons: 12
Coding region: 343-2091 (582 amino acids)
Biological process (GO): negative regulation of apoptotic process; positive regulation of angiogenesis; positive regulation of canonical NF-kappaB signal transduction
Cellular component (GO): nucleus
Molecular function (GO): NF-kappaB binding; transcription coregulator activity
Source: RefSeq, a predicted model, not a curated record
CCGCGCGCGGCGUGGAUCGCGGCCCGAGCCGCCAUUGUUCCGCCAAGGGACGACGGCGGGGCCUGGCACUGGCGCCGAGACGCCGCUUAGCGGCCGCCACUGGAGACACUUCCUCCCGCCGCCCCCCUCCUUCUGGCGGCGGUGGAGUGAGGCUGGCUAGGGGGAACUGGGAGCCCCCUCUCCUGGCGGCGGCAGCUGCCGAUCCCCGGCUCCGGCGCGAGGGGCGGCCGCGAUGCGCUCCGCCUGAGGCAGUCCGGCCCGGCCCUUCUUCGCUUCCCUUGACUCCUGUACAGCGUCUGGGCGCCCCAGCGUCAUCCUGCGAGUCUCGCUGACGGAGGGAAGAUGGCUGCACAGAGCUGGCAGGACGAGCUGGCCCGGCAGGCCGAGGAGGGCUCGGCUCGGCUGCGGGAAAUGCUUUCGGUUGGCCUAGGCUUUCUGCGCACCGAGCUGGGCCUCGACCUGGGGCUGGAGCCGAAGCGGUACCCGGGCUGGGUAAUCCUGGUGGGCACCGGCGCGCUGGGGCUGCUGCUGCUUCUCCUGCUCUGCUACGGCUGGGCCGCGGCUUGCGCCGGCGCCCGAAAAAAGCGGAGGAGCCCGCCCCGCAAGCGGGAGGAGGCGGCGGCAGUGCUGGCCCCGGCCCCUGACGAUCUAGCCCUAUUGAAGAAUCUUAGGAGCGAGGAACAGAAGAAGAAAAACCGGAAGAAGUUGCCCGAGAAGCCCAAACCAAAUGGUCGGACUGUUGAAGUGGCUGACGAGGAAGCUGUCCAAACUCCUCGAAGUAUUACAGCAAAGCAGCCCUUAGAGACAGAUAAGAAAAAUGAAAAGUCAAAGAAAAAUAAGAAGAAAUCAAAGUCAGAUGCUAAAGCAGUGCAAAACAGUUCACGCCAUGAUGGAAAGGAAGUUGAUGAAGGAGCCUGGGAAACUAAAAUUAGUCACAGAGAGAAACGACAGCAGCGUAAACGUGAUAAGGUGCAGACUGAUUCUGGUUCAUUGGAUUCAACUAUCCCUGGGAUAGAAAAUACCAUCACAGUUCCCACCGAGCAACUUACAACUGCAUCAUUUCCUGUUGGUUCCAAGAAGAAUAAAGGUGAUUCUCAUCUAAAUGUUCAAGUUAGCAACUUUAAGUCUGGAAAAGGAGAUUCUACACUUCAGGUUCCUUCAGGAUUGAACGAAAACCUCACUGUAAAUGGAGGAGGCUGGAAUGAAAAGUCUGUAAAACUCUCCUCACAGAUCAGUGCAGGUGAGGAGAAGUGGAAUUCUGUUUCACCUGCUUCUGUAGGCAAGAGGAAAAGUGAGCCAUCUGCCUGGGGUCAAGACACUGGAGAUGCUAAUGUAAAUGGAAAAGACUGGGGAAGGAGUUGGAGUGACCGUUCAAUAUUUUCUGGCAUUGGGUCUACUGCUGAGCCAGUUUCUCAUUCUACCACUUCUGAUUAUCAGUGGGAUGUUAGCCGUAAUCAACCCUAUAUCGAUGAUGAAUGGUCUGGGUUAAAUGGUCUGUCUUCUGCUGAUCCCAGCUCUGAUUGGAAUGCACCAGCAGAAGAGUGGGGAAAUUGGGUAGAUGAAGAAAGAGCUUCACUUCUAAAGUCCCAGGAACCAAUUCCUGAUGAUCAAAAAGUUUCAGAUGAUGAUAAAGAAAAGGGAGAGGGAGCUCUUCCAACUGGGAAAUCUAAAAAGAAAAAAAAGAAAAAGAAGAAGCAAGGUGAAGAUAACUCUCCUGCACAGGACACAGAAGAAUUAGAAAAAGAGAUUAGGGAAGAGCUUCCAGUGAAUACCUCUAAAGUCCGUCCAAAACAGGAAAAAGCUUUUUCUUUGAAGACCAUAAGCACUAGUGAUCCAGCUGAAGCACUCAUCAAAAAUAGCCAGCCUGUCAAGACUCUUCCACCUGCUAUUUCUACCGAGCCAUCUGUUCUUUUAUCAAAAAGUGAUUCUGACAAGAGUUCGUCCCAAGUGCCACCGAUGCUACAAGAGACAGAUAAAUCCAAGUCAAAUACUAAGCAAAAUAGUGUGCCUCCUUCACAGACCAAGUCUGAAACUAGCUGGGAAUCUCCCAAACAAAUAAAAAAGAAGAAAAAAGCCAGACGGGAAACGUGAAUAUAUUUUUCCUGAAUUGGACAUGUGUUUUCAAACACUGUCUGGAAGAUUAUGCUGUUUAUGCAAUAAUUUGUGAACAUGUACAGAGUUUUAUAUAAAUUCAAACCAAUUUUUAGAACAAAACUGUGAACACAACCACCAUAAAAAUGGAAUCAAAGGAAAGUUAAUUUAUGAAAUUCAGAGGUCAGCAGAAUAUACUCCAGUGCUGGAAGACACUUGGGGAAAGUCUUUUCAAUUGAACAAGAACGAUCUUAAUUUAAGAAUAUUAUCCUGGUUUUACAGCAGUGCCCUGUUUACAACAGCUUGUGCCCUGUCUCAUCUGCAGCUGAGGAAUAAAGGAUUCUGAUUAGAGAGAGAGCUGCCUGCGGAUGCGUAGGCAGCAUCUACGAUCUUUAUGCACGGAACUUAAACCAUUUGAAUCUGUUUUAUGCUUAAAUCAAAGUGCUUUGAUCAAAUGCAUAAUCUGCCAUAUCUUUACAUAUAUGUUGGUAGCAAUUUGUAUUAAAGGAAUCACAAGUGCAAAUAAAAGGUCAUUUACCAUUUGUUAACUAAACUCCUGGUUUAGUUUACAGUUUUUAAAAAGUUCUUAAUUAAAAACAUUGAACAUGCAGUUGAUGCUUGUAUGGCUUAUGAAGUUAUUUUUGAUAGUCUUACAUUACUUGAAUUGUUCAAAGUUCAGUAUAUUUUAAAUUAAGAAAGGUAAACUAUAUGUAUUUGUUUUAUACUUUUAAGGUUCAGACUCACAAAUAAUGCUCUUGCUUAGAAUUUGAAAACUUUCAGGCAAAAUGCAACUUAACAUUUUUCCCUUUCCCUAGCAGUUUCUUUUUCCAACGUCAGCUCUUCUCUUCUUUGCUAAUACUUCUUCGACUUUAAAAAUGAAAUCUUUCACAGAUUAGUUAUACAGACAGAACUUUGAGUAUACGAUGGAGAAUGAAAAACUAGAGUCGGACAGCUUUAAUUGACAUUGUCAAGACCUCCAGUUAUCAGGAAUACAUUUUUUUACUGCCUUAACCUAUAGUGCGUAGAAUAUGCAUCAAUUUCUUGAGGGGGAUUCGUGUUUUUAUAAGAAUUUUCAUGUAAUUAUUGCAAUUGUGGUCAAAUAAGGAACGUUUUCUGCUUGAAACUAUUGAUUUAAAUGACAUGUGAGAUGUUUCACCAUUUUCAGGCACUGUGUAAUUCUAUUGUAAUAAACUGGCAGGUAUCUUUGUAACUAUAAAUAGUGCAUGCUCAGUCAUGUACACUGUAAAUAGCCUUUACCAAACGUGUUUGACAAGGACCAUAAUUAACAUCACUUAGUGAAUUGUGAUAAAGAAAAAAAGCCAUGAUUUAUUUGAUGUGAUUGGCUUGUUUUUACGUGGCGCCAAGAAUGAAACUGUUUAACAGCUGUAACCAAUGGUACUGAUCUGUCCAUCCAAUCUUGUCUUUUAUUAGAUCUGAUUGUGGUUUGAUAGUAUUGCAUUGUCACGCUAGGAAAGCUAAAGAAACACAAUGGUUUUAGUAACUGCUGAAGACUGGCCUUAUUAAUGGACAGCUUUCCUAACAAGCGAUUAUUAACUUUUAUCAGGUGUUACCAUCUGUUUCAGGAACACGGCAGUAUGUUUACAUGUCAGAAGUCUUGUUUCAUUCUAUGAGAUUUCUAAAUUGAUUUGUUUAAAUAAAUUCAGCAAAUGGAUAGCAUUGUGUUUAUUUGCUUCAAUAUUGGGGUAAAUAAGCUCAACUGCCAGGAAUUCAUUUCUUCAAAUGACUUUAUUCUGUGAGCUUUACAUAGAUGUUUCCUAAAUAGAUCAAGGAUUCCUGAAGUUGCCAGCACUUUGUAAAGGUGUCACAGAGAGUUUGAGAAGGAGUCUGUAUAAUUUUAGAAUGUGCCAAAAGAUCUAUGCUCAGAAAAUUCAGUUGAACUCUCUCAACUCUACCUCACCAUUUCUUUAUCUUAGAAUUUUGUUGGCUGUGUCAAAUGUUGGGCUUUGUUUCUCUGGCUCAGUAUCUCCCAGACAGCCACCGACAGCGGAUGUUAGGGACACUUGUCUUUUGAGGAGAGAUCUAGUGUGGGGACGGAGAAGUGCAUUGCUAAAUGGGUGGAUCCGAUGUGGCGAUGUCUCUGUCUUUCCAGCUCAAGAGCGAGGACGUGGAUUUUAUGUUUUAAGAGAUGGCAGCUAUGAGUGAUAAAAAUUUUUUUUUCACAUGCAUGAGAUGAAAACUCUUGCACAAUUAAAGUGUCGUUGUUCAUUGCUCUUUACCUGUUCCAGAAGAUCUUGAUAUGGCAUUAAAUCAGUUUCU